CUCACCACCUCAGCUUGCCAGCAUUUAAGCGUCUGUCAGGGAUUCUGUGCUGGGCUCGGUUCAUCCUCUUCCGAAGCCCUGGUACCCGCAGCCCUGUCUCCUCCCUCUGGGGUGAGUCCAGCGGCAGCCUUCUUUGCAGCCUCAUUUUUUUCUGAUCACAGCAUUUAUUCUCCAGCCCUGAGAGCAAGGCAGCCUCUGAGGAGCCCACCCCCGUGCCCCACCCUCCACCCGCUCCGUUAGCCCUCCGGGAGAAAGGCCAUCCUACUUCCGGCAGAAGGUCUCAAGUGGGCCUCCUCUCUGUGCAUCGGACCCUCUGCCAUUCCUCCCAUGCCUAGGCCCGCCCUGUCAGUCACUGCUUUUUGUCAUCGGCUUGGCAAACGGGAGAGAAAAGGAGGCUUCAUGGGAAACAGCAGCAACAGUUGGGAGCCACAAGGCUGGAUGGGCCAGACUGUGCAGGGAGGGACCGGGACAAGCAGGUCCCAUGCAUCAAUCCCCAAGCUGGAGUUGGGCCUGGGACACCGUCCCACACCGCCCAGGGAGCCACCUACUUGUUCCAUCUGCUUGGAAAGGCUGCGAGAGCCCAUCUCGCUGGACUGUGGCCACGACUUCUGCAUUAGAUGUUUCAGCACACACCGAAUCCCAGGCUGUGAGCCGCCCUGCUGCCCCGAGUGCAGGAAGAUCUGCAAACAGAAAAAGGGUCUCCGCAGUCUCGGGGAAAAAAUGAAGCUCCUGCCACAGCGGUCGCUGCCCCCUGCACUGCAGGAGACCUGUGCUGUGAGGGCUGAACGGCUGCUGUUGGUGCGCAUCAACGCCUCUGGAGGCCUCAUUCUCAGGAUGGGGGCCAUAAACCGCUGUCUGAAGCAUCCGCUGGCCAGGGACACGCCUGUCUGCCUACUUGCUGUCCUGGGGGAGCAGCACUCAGGGAAGUCCGUCCUCUUGGACCACUUGCUCAGAGGCUUGCCUGGCCUGGAGUCUGGUGAGGGUGGCCAGCCCAUGACAGAGGGGUCCCUGCCUGGGUUCAAAUGGGGUGCCAAUGGUCUCACCAGGGGCAUAUGGAUGUGGAGCCACCCCUUCCUGCUGGGAAAAGAAGGGAAGAAGGUGGCUGUGUUCCUAGUGGAUACAGGGGAUGUCAUGAGCCCUGAACUGAGCAGGGAAACAAGGAUCAAGCUCUGUGCUCUCACCAUGAUGCUGAGCUCCUACCAGAUCCUGAAUACCUCCCAGGAGCUAAAGGACACGGACCUGGGCUAUCUGGAGAUGUUCAUCCAUGUGGCUGAGGUGAUGGGCAAGCAUUAUGGGAUGGUGCCAAUCCAGCAUCUGGACCUCUUAGUUCGUGACUCUUCUCCUCACAAUAAGGCAGGUCAGGGACAUGUGAGUGACAUACUCCAGAAGCUGUCUGGCAAAUACCCCAAGGUCCAGGAGUUGCUCCUAGGGAAACGAGCCCGCUGUUACCUCCUUCCUGCCCCAGGAAGGCAGUGGGAGAAUAAAGGCCAAGGAAGCCCAAGAGGCGACACAGAAGAUGACUUCUGCCACCUUCUCCGGGCCUACAUCUCGGAUGUGCUGAGCACGGCCCCUCAGCAUGCUAAGAGCCGCUGUCAGGGGUACUGGAGUGAGGGGCGUGCUGUGGCCAGGGGGGACCGACGCCUGCUCACAGGUCAACAGCUGGCACAGGAGAUCAAGAACCUCUCAGGCUGGAUGGGGAAGACAGGGCCCAGUUUCAACUCUCCAGACGAGAUGGCCGCUCAGCUGCAUGACCUGAGGAAAGUGGAGGCUGCCAAGAAGGAGUUCGAAGAAUAUGUGAGGCAGCAGGACAUAGCCACCAAACGAAUCUUCUCUGCACUCCGAGUCCUGCCAGACACUAUGCGGAACCUCCUUUCGACUCAGAAGGAUGCCAUCUUGGCUCGCCAUGGUGUGGCUUUGCUGUGCAAGGAGAGAGAGCAGACCCUGGAGGCCCUGGAAGCUGAGCUGCAGGCAGAAGCCAAGGCCUUUAUGGACUCCUAUACAAUGCGCUUCUGUGGCCACCUGGCUGCUGUAGGGGGCGCUGUAGGUGCUGGUCUCAUGGGCCUGGCAGGGGGUGUGGUGGGUGCAGGCAUGGCAGCAGCAGCCCUGGCUGCUGAAGCAGGGAUGGUGGCGGCUGGGGCAGCAGUGGGGGCCACUGGGGCUGCUGUGGUUGGGGGUGGUGUGGGUGCUGGGCUGGCUGCUACUGUGGGCUGCAUGGAGAAAGAGGAAGAUGAAAGGGUGCAAGGAGGAGACCGAGAGCCUCUUCUUCAGGAAGAAUAACAGCUAGGCUGUGUGGAAGGGUGAGAGUGAGAGGAGAUGGGGACAUGCCAGGGAUUCAGUGGGGACGAUGGUGCACUGCCUCUGCCACUGAGUUGGAGAUUCAGGGUGACUCCAGGAAUCUAGGGAGGCUGUCUGGGAAGGAGGCAUUGUUGGGAGCAGCAAAUAGGGAUUGGGGUCCAUUUUUGGCUGUAGAUGAUUGCUACUUCUUGGAGCCCAGGUUCUCCCACUACAAAUGAGCUUCCACCAUUCCAGUUUAUUAUUUUCUUGGAGGACCCUGGUCUGGAAGUUUUCCCCUGGGUGCAGAACCCUAUCCUUUCAAAGAUAAGAGAAGCCCAGCAUGACUGCCCUUGGAGCUGGGGGCCCUGACAGUGACUGGGAAGAAAGAGAUGGAGAAGAGAACGCAGGGCAGAGGCUGAAAGUGGGGCAUGACAGACAGUAGCAUACCCCUGGGGUCCAGACUUACUCCCAAGGCUACCCUGCAGGACUGACAUGGCCGGCUGCCUUCACCACCUCUGCAACUGGGCAUCUGGUAUAUAUCCUGACCCGACCUGUAACCCAGCUUCCUGCUGGCCUCCUGGACUUGUGCCCUUGCCACACCCACUGAGAUGAAGGAGCCCCAUGUUCUUUGCAGAAUGCCCUCACCAUGGCAGAUUAAAUGCCAAAGAACCACACUGUUGAUUGCAUUCUGAGCUAAGGAGGUCUGCACCAGCUUCUACCAAAGUCUGGUAAGCAAAAGAAUAGAGAAGGAGUUCCAUCCCUAGAUGUAGCCUUCCUCCCCUGAGCCUCUGAGCCCCUCUGUACCACAUUAUAAGACCUUGAUGCAGCUCUCUGAACAAGCCCUCACAGAGACAUUGUGGAUUGGGAGCCUCUCUCAGGGGUAUGGAAAGUUCUAGGAGGACUUCUGGGAUAUUAACCUAUAAAGGAUGUCUGGCAUAUGACCCUUUAUUUUAUAUAAAAAUAAAAUGUGUGUAUGUGA
Messenger RNA from Nannospalax galili (Upper Galilee mountains blind mole rat), 3253 nucleotides. RefSeq names its product ring finger protein 112 (gene Rnf112). Lineage: Eukaryota; Metazoa; Chordata; Mammalia; Rodentia; Spalacidae. The coding region runs from base 328 to 2277 and encodes 649 amino acids. Gene Ontology annotation, biological process: protein homooligomerization; endoplasmic reticulum organization. The transcript is spliced from 15 exons. The record is from RefSeq and is a predicted model, not a curated record. Gene Ontology annotation, molecular function: metal ion binding; GTPase activity; GTP binding.